Molecule: messenger RNA, 1028 nt
Organism: Wasmannia auropunctata (little fire ant)
Lineage: Eukaryota; Metazoa; Arthropoda; Insecta; Hymenoptera; Formicidae
Product: short-chain dehydrogenase/reductase family 16C member 6-like
Exons: 9
Coding region: 166-945 (259 amino acids)
Cellular component (GO): lipid droplet
Molecular function (GO): oxidoreductase activity, acting on the CH-OH group of donors, NAD or NADP as acceptor
Source: RefSeq, a predicted model, not a curated record
UUCUGUGACUUCAGUUAACUACUGACGUUUCAUCAAAACAGACUGAAAGAAAAUUUAAUGUGUCGUGCUCUGAAAGAGUUACAGACAGCGAAGACAAUCAGUUAACUAGUGAGUUUUCAUCAAAACAGACUAAAAAGAAAUUUAACGUCCCAGUAUAAAACAAUUAUGGAUAGCAAAAGCAGUCAGACAAUUGGGUUAAAACUAUACGAUACUUUACUCUUUCUAUCAGAGAUAUUACUGCUUGUUUUGAAAAUUGUAUAUUACAUUUGUGAGGCUGUAUACAGAUUAAUUGUUCCACCGAAGAAGAAAAACGUAGUUGGUGAAAUUGUAUUGAUAACAGGUGCAGGUCAUGGGAUCGGAAAAGAAUUAGCGAUCGGCUAUGCUUUAUUAGGGGCAACAGUCGUAUGUUGGGAUAUCAAUGAAGAAACCAACAACCAGACGGUGAACAAUAUUAAAAAGAUGGGAAUAGAUUCUGUACAUGCGUAUCGAUGUAAUGUAGCAGAUAGGGAAGAAGUUUUCAGGGUAGCGGAGAAAGUAAAAAGAGAAGUGGGUGACGUUACUGUCUUGGUCAACAACGCCGGUAUAGCGUUUGUUAAAUCAUUCCAAAAUCAUAGCCUAGAUGAAAUUGCACGAGUCAUAGACGUUAAUGUGACAGCGCAGUACUGGACAUUGAAAGCAUUCUUACCAAGUAUGAUAAAAAAAAAUCAUGGUCAUGUUGUGGCACUCUCAUCAAUGAAUCCAAAAAUUAGAUUUCCAUGGUUAAUGGGAGAACUUUCACCGCAGGAAGUAGCUUCGUCAAUAAUUGACGCGCAAAGACGAAAUUAUGAAAAUCAAAGUAUACCCUCAUAUUGGCUGUUUAUUUCUAAAAUAUUAAGACAUUUACCUAAUGCAGCAAUAAAGUGCAUGAAAGAUUUCAUCAAAUAUGGUGUCUAUCCAGAUGAUUAAAAAGUGAUACAUUCGAAAUUUAUAAAUUGCCCGUAAAAUUUUACGAUGUAGUUUAUUAUUAUAUUAAAAAGCAUAGCCAUUUU